Zea mays is the source of this 1644-nucleotide messenger RNA. RefSeq names its product hydroquinone glucosyltransferase. The record is from RefSeq and is marked validated. The transcript has a single exon. Gene Ontology annotation, molecular function: UDP-glycosyltransferase activity. The coding region runs from base 53 to 1528 and encodes 491 amino acids. Lineage: Eukaryota; Viridiplantae; Streptophyta; Magnoliopsida; Poales; Poaceae.
GGCACCACAGGCUGAUAAGCGGCAGUGGGAAAAUACCGCACCGCACGCACCAAUGGAGAACGCCAACGCCUCCUCUUGCCGCAACGGCGACGGCACCCAGACGCCACCGCCGCACGUGGCGAUGCUUGCGACGCCCGGGAUGGGCCACCUGAUCCCGCUGGCGGAGCUGGCGAAGCGCCUGGCCCAGCGCCACGGCGUCACGUCCACGCUCAUCACGUUCGCGUCCACGGCGUCCGCCACGCAGCGCGCGUUCCUCGCCUCGAUGCCGCCCGCCGUCGCGUCCAUGGCGCUGCCGCCGGUGGACAUGUCCGACCUCCCGCGCGACGCCGCCAUCGAGACGCUCAUGUCCGAAGAGUGCGUGCGCGCCGUGCCGGCGCUCACCGAGGCGCUCCUGAGCCUCAAGCAGCGGCCCACCACGACCGGCCGUCUCGUGGCGUUCGUCACCGACCUCUUCGGCGCGGACGCGUUCGACGCGGCGCGCGCGGCGGGGGUCCAGCGGAGGUACCUCUUCUUCCCGACCAAUCUAACCGCGCUCACGCUGAUGCUCCACCUGCCGGAGCUCGACGCCUCGAUCCCCGGCGAGUUCCGGGACCUCGCCGAGCCGCUCCGCCUGCCCGGGUGCGUGCCGCUGCCGGGCACCGAGACCAUGAAGCCGCUGCAGGACAAGUCCAACCCCAGCUACAGAUGGAUGGUGCACCACGGCGCCAAGUUCCGCGAGGCAACCGCCAUCCUCGUCAACUCCUUCGACGCCGUCGAGCCGGGGCCCGCCGAGGUCCUGCGCCAGCCGGAGCCCGGGCGACCGCCGGUGCGCACCAUCGGCCCGCUCGUGCGCGCAGAGGACGGUGGAGGCAGCAAGGACGACGCGCCGUGCCCGUGCGUGGAGUGGCUGGACCGGCAGCCGGCCAAGUCGGUCAUCUUCGUGUCCUUCGGCUCCGGCGGCACGCUGCCCGCCGAGGAGAUGCGGGAGCUCGCACUAGGGCUGGAGCUCAGCGGGCAGCGGUUCCUGUGGGUAGUGCGGAGCCCCAGCGAGGGCGGCGUCGGCAACGACAACUACUACGACUCGGCGAGCAAGAAGGACCCCUUCUCCUACCUGCCCCAAGGGUUCCUGGAGCGGACCAAGGACGUCGGCCUCGUGGUGCCGUCGUGGGCGCCGCAGCCCAAGGUGCUGGCGCACCAGUCCACCGGCGGCUUCCUCACGCACUGCGGCUGGAACUCGACGCUGGAGAGCCUGGUGCACGGCGUGCCCAUGCUGGCGUGGCCGCUGUUCGCCGACCAGAGGCAGAACGCGGUGCUGCUGUGCGACGGGGUAGGGGCCGCGCUACGAGUGCCCGGGGCCAAGGGGAGGGAAGACAUCGCCGCGGUGGUGCGGGAGCUGAUGACCGCGGAGGGCAAGGGCGCCGCGGUGCGGGCCAAGGUGGAGGAGCUGCAGAAGGCCGCGGCCGAGGGCCUUCGCGACGGCGGCGCCACCGCGGCCGCACUGGCGGAGGUGGUCAAGGAGUGGACGAGUGCAGACGACAGCGUCUACUAAUCCUACACUACUACGCUAAACGCGAAUAGCCUAGUUAAUUAUUCAAAGCAUUUAUUAUGUCCAUUUUGCUAUUAUUGCGGGUGCAGUUAUUAUAAUAAAGUGCUCGUGUCAGAGUA